UCCGGUGUUCCUCCUGGUUGUCUUGACAGUGGACCGACCUGCACGUCGCAGCGAGAGUGACGAGGAAUAUUUUGCACAUCUUUGGGAUAUUAAAAACCGUGGAUAUUUUUGGAAGAUCAUGCAGAAAUCUUUGAAAUAAUGCGAGUGUGAAAUGGUACCACUUCCGGAAGUGAGGAUAAUACUUAUCACUGCCCCUUUGAUGAAUACGAGCAGGACGGGUCUGAGGAAGAACUGCGGCUGCAUUCAUAAACACUUCUUUAGGACUCACAACAACCCCUGAGCUCUGCUGCUUUACGGGCUCACAAAACACACACACCACAUUUCCCUGUUGUGCACGUGGGUUGACAAUGGCUGAAAAAGGUAAAAUGAAUGUAGAGCAUCUCGGCGGAGCUGUCAGGCUCCGAGAGGAACACCAGAAGGUGGUGAAAGACUGUGAAAGUCGGAUUCAGCACUGGAAGAAGGUGUCAGGUGACUACGAAGCCCUGAGUGACCGCCUUCAAACGCUUCCUGAUCAGCUGUCUUAUGACAUCAUGGUGCCCUUUGGCCCUUUGGCCUUCAUGCCCGGGAAGCUGGUGCACACAAACGAGGUCACAGCAUUGCUCGGCGACAACUGGUUCGCCAAGUGCUCUGCCAAGCAGGCGCAGAAAAUUGUGGAUCACAGGAUGAAAUAUGUGAAGAGUGAACUCGAUGAUCUGUCGAAGACGGCGAAAAACUUUGAAGCCAGAGUUGAGGUCGUGAAGGAUUUGGAAAGCAUCUCCAAUAAAGGAGACUACGUUGAGAUUAGAGAAGACGCCGGAAACAAUGGCGCUGCUGUCACCAAAGGAAAGCAAAGAAUGGCUCUCAAACCAAAUUCUAAGCCCAAGUUGGAUGCCGUGUUUGAUCUAAAAGAGGAGGAUGAGGAGAAUGAGGAGAGUGAAGGAAGGAGCAGAAAAGGCACCACGACUGAGGAGGAGUUGUGGGCCAGAUUGGAUGAACUGGAGAAACUGGAGGAGCGACAAGAUGAGCAGGACAGAUUAUCUUACAAUGCGGACACGAAUGGGGAGGACACGUCGUCCUUUUCCUCAGAAGAGGAGAAAGAGGGAGAUGCGGCACCCCCGGUAAACGGACUGAGUCCAAAGCCGAAAUGGACCUCCAGGCCUCACAGUAAAGCGCCGCCGAGCUCAGACGGGAAAGCGGACGAAGACGACGAGGAAGAGGAAGGCAGCCGUUUGCCUACCAUCUUCUUCUCUCAUACAAUCGAACCCAAGAAGGUGAGGAUAAACACGGGAAAAAACACCAUGUUGAAGUUCAGUGAAAGGAAAGAGCAGAAGGAACACUCAAAGAGGAAAAAGAAAAACGGACACAGUAACGGACACUCCCAUCACGAGCUGCACAAAAUCACAACACCGGUGGACAUUUACAGGUUGUUUGUGGACGUGAAGAACGGGGAACCCAUCCCCAGAAAGUCCAUCCUGAAGUCUCGCAGCCGAGAGAACAGCGUGUGCAGCGACACGAGCGAGAGCAGCGCGGCCGACUUCGAUGAGCGCCGCAUGAUCGGACGCAGCUUCAGCCACGACGAAGCGACGCACAGCGACACCAGCGACGGCAUCACGGAGGAGGACAGUCCCACGGCGGUCCCGCUGCACCCCGCCAGCCGAUUUGAGGCCUUUUCAGGCACAGUAGUAGAAAAGGACCCGAUGCCCUCCGCUGUCCCCCAUUUGACCAUCGCUCCACCAGCUCUGCCGACCAUACUGGAGAGGAAACAGGAGGAGGUGGCGCCCGACGUCGCCCCGCCGCAGCAAGCCCCAAAAAGGGUGUCAAAGUUUAAAGCUGCCAGGUUGCAGCAGAAGUGACUGUUAACGAGCAAACAUCCAUAUUUCUCAAUAACUUCUUGUUUGUUUGUUUUUUUUAAAAAAAGCCUUUUGUUUCUUCUCUACACUGACACAAACCAUCUUCUCCUCUACGGUCUUUCACUUCUAUCCAUACAGGGUUUCUGUUAUUGACUGUUCAGUGGGGAAAAGUACAGUAGCAUAGCCUUGUGUGUGUAACAUUGCUUUUUAACAAGCUCCAAACACUAGUAAAUGCAGUCUCUUUUACUUUUCCACUCCUACAGUAUAAAUGACACUUGUGGGGCUUGUUUAAACCGAUUGCUGUCUUUCAUAUGUUUUUUACCUGUCUUCUGCUUUUCUGUUGAUCAAACCUAUUGCCAGUUUAGAUAAGACUCUAGGCUACAUUUAGAAUCAGUUGCCUAGUUUUGUGUCUUCUUCCAAGUAUUGAUCAUUAAACAGAAUCACAUGCCCGCUAGCUCUCAUUUUACCUUCUCUUGACCUGCCUAAUGAAUGUAUGUAUUCCUUUGUGACGAGCUUUAUGUAAAGACAAAAAAAGAAUAUCGAUGGCAACUAAAAGGUAAAUAAAUGAUUUUGGCUACAA
Messenger RNA from Sebastes umbrosus (honeycomb rockfish), 2409 nucleotides. It is a transcript of the gene uri1, whose product is annotated as URI1 prefoldin like chaperone. The record is from RefSeq and is a predicted model, not a curated record. Gene Ontology annotation, molecular function: chromatin binding; phosphatase inhibitor activity; transcription corepressor activity. The coding region runs from base 348 to 1832 and encodes 494 amino acids. Gene Ontology annotation, biological process: negative regulation of phosphatase activity; negative regulation of transcription by RNA polymerase II. The transcript is spliced from 11 exons. Lineage: Eukaryota; Metazoa; Chordata; Actinopteri; Perciformes; Sebastidae.